Lingula anatina is the source of this 3365-nucleotide messenger RNA. RefSeq names its product GATOR2 complex protein WDR24. Gene Ontology annotation, molecular function: protein binding. Gene Ontology annotation, cellular component: cytosol; vacuolar membrane; GATOR2 complex. Gene Ontology annotation, biological process: positive regulation of macroautophagy; positive regulation of TORC1 signaling; cellular response to amino acid starvation. Lineage: Eukaryota; Metazoa; Brachiopoda; Lingulata; Lingulida; Lingulidae. The record is from RefSeq and is a predicted model, not a curated record.
CCACCAUGUACCUGCGAGAACCAUGCACACUGUGAUUGAGGCUCCAAUUAAUGCUAUCAGCACCAACAAGGAUGCAUCCCAGGUUGUGGUUGCAGGCAGGAAUGUUUUUCGAGUAUUCUCCAUAGAAGAUGAUGCCUUUGUGGAGCGUUGCAACCUGAGAGUUGGAAAGAAUUUGAAUCUCAACUUUAGUGCUGCUGAUGUCACCUGGAACCCAGUGGAAGACCACCUGCUGGCCUCAGCAGCUACCAAUGGAGCCGUGGUGACCUGGAAUCUGAACAAGCCAAGCAGGUCAAAACAAGAGUUGGUUUUCAAUGAACACAAGAGGACAGUGAACAGAGUCUGUUUUCACUCCACGGAGGCCAACCUACUACUUAGUGGUUCACAGGAUGGUUUUAUGAAACUUUUUGAUUUAAGAAAGAAGGAGGUCAACUGUACUUUCUCUGGUCAGUCCGAGAGUGUCCGAGAUGUCCAGUUUUGUCCUCACCACUACUUCCAGUUUGCUGCAGCCUAUGAGAAUGGCAACUUACAGCUAUGGGAUCUUCGGAGACCUGACAAGUGGGAAAAGAUGUUCACAGCGCACAGCGGCCCAGCUUUUACUCUGGACUGGCAUCCUGAUGAUAAAAACUGGAUUGCCAGUGCGGGCAGAGAUAGAUCUAUUAAGAUUUGGGAAAUAUCCCACAAACCCCGCCUCCUGCAUACUGUUCAGACAAUUGCAUCUGUAGCCAGAGUCAAGUGGAGGCCUUCCAGAAAGUACCACAUAUCCAGUUGCUCGCUCCUGGUGGAUCAUAAUGUCAAUGUCUGGGAUAUCAGGAGGCCAUACAUACCUUUUGCCUCCUUUGAAGAACACAGAGAUGUGGUCACUGGAAUAAUGUGGAAGAAUGAUCCCUAUGUGUUCCUGAGUGGUAGCAAAGACUGCACUGUCUACCAGCACAUGUUCAAGGAUGCCGUCAGACCAGCUGACCGUGCCAAUCCCAUAGGAAUAGAUACAAAUGUCAAUGGAGACUUGGGCCUCGCCUUCAGUGAUAAACUGCUAGUUGCUGGUAAAUCCCAGACUGGGUCCUCAAUGUUGCCUCAUUUCUUCCGUUCCAAGGGUCCUGAUCGCAGUGAGCAGUUCACCAUGGCAAGCAGCUCAGCUGUCAUUUUUGAAAGUGUUGAUAAGUCUACGGGGUUGGAGUGGUUCAUAGAGUGCGCCACUAGAUACCAGCUGAGCGGGAAAAGUGUGGAAGACCUUUGUGAUCAUAAUGCUGCUGUAGCAGGAAGUCUGAAUAAACACCAGGUUGCCCAGACAUGGCGUAUAUUGAAAUUACUAUAUGGUGGUAACACUGCCACGCCCUGUCCCCCAAGGACGGUGUCUGUCAUAGGAUCCCCAGCAGUGGGGGAGGCACAUAAGGCGGAAAGUGAGAAAGUGAACUUGAAGCAGCAACUGGACGGCCACCUUGUGCAGGAUCACAACAGAAGCACGCACACUGACGGGGAGAAUAAAGACACUGGGGACACCUCCACAGCUGUUAGUGAAGAUGAAUCUGACGCAGAAUCCUCUCUGAGUCUAACAAACAUUGCCAGUGGACAGGUCAACCAGCAAGGAGAUUUUUUCUUUGGUGACGGGGAACUGGAAACUUUUGACUAUCCAGUAACAAUGGCCAAUAUGGACAGUAUGCAGGAUUGGACACUUCCAACAGAGGCAAUCCCACUUCGUCACGAAAUCCAGGACAGGUUGGACUCGCCAGACCCCCUACAAAAUGCCACAGACUCACCCUCUAGUGCCAACGAAAGUGAAUUUAGCUCACAAGCAUUCGGCAAUGCAGAAAACGCAACCCCAAUGUACAAUCUCCAAGCCAUACCUUUUGCAAGUCAGAAUCCACCGUGGGAGUUUUCUCAUCUUGUCUGUGAUAUGUUAGAGUACUUUGCUGAACAGGGAGAUGUUCAGACGUCAGUAUCUGUCCUCAUCAUUCUAGGAAAUAAAAUGAAAACUCCAGUUGAAGAUCAAAAACAAGAACAGUGGUUUAUGGCUUAUUUAGAGUUACUGACCAGGUUCCGGUUAUGGGGUAUAGCCAACGAGGUCAUCAAGCUCAGUAGCCAUCGGGCAGUGGCCAGUCUCAACCAGCAGUCCACCACUGUCCACACCAACUGUAAUAAGUGUUUCAAGCCACUGACCAGAGCUGGCUGGUUGUGUGACCGGUGUAAGGCCUUGACCAGCACGUGUAGUAUAUGUCACUUACCAGUGAAAGGUCUCUUUGCCUGGUGUCAGGGAUGUUCUCAUGGUGGCCAUUUAGAACAUUUACGAGAGUGGCUGAUGACCCAUAAACACUGCCCUACAGGGUGUGGCCAUAUAUGUGAAUACACGUGACCAUUGUUGAGACAACAGCUUAUAGGGAUCUCAAGUUUCUGGGGGGUUUUAAUCAGUAAUAAGAUUUUCCUGACUGUUGGUGGAUUUCUGACUUUUUGGGAGCCAAAAAUAUCAUUUUUGAGAAAAUGCAGGCAGCCCCCUGGGCCCCAUGCUAUAUUUUCAGACGUUUUUCACGAAGUGGUAGCAUCAUCCCUGUUUAAUAUAACAGGAUCCUCAUCGAGAAUGGUCUGUUGUUUUUUUAUCCAUGUUGUUGUUUUUUUUUUUUUUUUUAAAUCCAUAAACAUCUGAUGCCUGUUCUUGCCUUUUAUUUAUACAUUUAUGAGGAUUAUAAUUGAGAAAACCCAAAAUGGUUGCUGGGAUGACAACGUAAAGUGAUGGUAAAUUUCUGGAUUUUUUUUUUUUUUUUUUUUGUCUUCAGGGAUCACAUCCAAGAAACAUAUGCUGCCCGUUGUUCCUGUAUCAUAUGUGGAUUUACUUAUGAUUGUUAAGCUGUGCUGUGACCUUCAUAUCAAGGUCAUUUGUUGAGCAUUAAACAUUUAUAUAGCAAUUGAAAGAAUUUCUGAAAUGUUCAUAUUUUCCUUUGGAACACCAAUGUAUACCAUAUCCAAAAUAAUUAACAAAAUCAUUAUCUAUAAAUUGGUUAUGGCUUUGUAAGUUUUGAAUUUUUAGACACUUUUGUUAUUGGGAUGAAGAGUCUAAGGAACUCCACUUUUAGGAAAAAAGAUGAAAAAAGGAAAAAGAAAUGGAUAUUUAGGUCUUGGUUUUCUUUACACUUUUGGGUAGCAUUUGCCAUGCUGAUAAAGUUAAGUUGUUGGGCAAUCAUCGUUUUUGCUGUGUAAACGUUUAACAUGCAAUAUAUGCCUUUAAGGAUUAGUCCAUCUCUUAGGUGAAAUUCUCUGUGUGUCAACAGUGACCAACAGAUGAUGAAUAUCUGUGAUUACAUUUGGACCCCAUUCCCAGAGAUUAGAUCGAUCCAACUAGAUGGGGGUUCAUGCUAAAUAGCUGUCAGCCGAGCGGG